AUGGAAGUCGGGAAAUACCUUCUCCUGGCCGUCGCUUUUAACACGGUCGGUACUAUGGCCGGCUGGGUGCCGAAUUACUGCUCAUAUGCUCUCGACCAUAAAAAAGCAUUAAAUCGCAUGUUUGGCGGCCAUAUUGGCAACAACGUGCCCCUUGAAAUUGGGGGUAAAGGUCCAGAUCACACAUAUUAUUAUCAUGUCGGGUAUUAUUGCAAUGGAUAUUGGCAUGGGAGACAGCCUCCCGCAGAUUGGACAUCGUGCUACAACCGGAAAUUAGUGUUUGAACAACGUCAGCAAUCGAAACGCACCGGCUCCAAAAUUGUCCCCCAUCUUAAAUACGGCAUUCUGGUGAGGUGUGAGGGUCUUGCGCUGAUAGCGUACUCUGAUCUUGGACACACGCAGGCGCCGGCCUCCCCUACUUCAUCGGCGGGUACUACUUGUUCCGCGACGGGUGGCGUGCCGAGAGCUACGGGGAUUGCCGGGGCUUGGUGGGAUGGAGACCCAUUUGCGCCGGCGGAGGUCCAAUCAGCCAUCAACGAUAUCAUGCAAGCCGCCGGAGAAAGAGAAUGGCCCGCUGGCUGGUUUGAACAGCAAGCCGAUACUGGUGGCGCGGUUGCGGAGCGGGAGCUGGAGAGAAUUCUUGAAAUCCAAACCCUAGCAGCAGAGUGCUCGAGCGAGAAGGUAUCUGAAGCUACAUGGAACCUGGAAGUUCACGGUCCGUUGCUCAAACUGGCAAUGACCGCAAUCCGUGGUGUUUCUCGCCACUUGAUUACAACAGCAAGAAUUGAGUCCAAAUGGCUUCCAAUCACCCGCUUCUCGCCAGGACCCUUAAUUUCAGCGUCAGAAUCCGGGUCGAUCAGGUGCUCUGGCAAUACUGUCGGGGGAAAGAUGGUAGAUUUUGCCCUGACUUUGGAUACUGCUUCGACUCCCCUGGCAGUAAUCAAAGAGCAUAUUUAUGCCAGCGACCUUUCAGCAGAUUUAUCUAUUAACCAGACCACAUACAACCCGCUGACUCUGCGGCCGAUUGGUGUAAGCGUUGAGACCAAGGCUUCUGCUGCGGGAGCCGAACAAGGCCGCAUUCAACUUGCUUUAUGGACAAUCGCAUGGUACAAGAGAGUCCAGGCCUGGGUGGAUAGCUGCGCCGAUGAUAUCCGUCUUCCUGAUGCCAUGCCAGUUAUCUUGGUUACGGAGCAUGCAUGGAAUAUGGCGUUCGUCUGCAAUAGGGGUGGCGAGGCAUUUGAGCUGAUACUGAUCUCAGACAAUGGUUCGAGCGGUUGUUCCGAGUAUGAAGAUAGGCGCGCCGGUCUGUCCAGACAGUGGCUCCGAGAAGUUUAA
This is a messenger RNA of Pyricularia oryzae 70-15, 1332 nucleotides long. RefSeq lists its product as uncharacterized. The transcript has 4 exons. The record is from RefSeq and is a predicted model, not a curated record. Bases 1 to 1332 code for a protein of 443 amino acids. Lineage: Eukaryota; Fungi; Ascomycota; Sordariomycetes; Magnaporthales; Pyriculariaceae.